Molecule: messenger RNA, 656 nt
Organism: Medioppia subpectinata
Lineage: Eukaryota; Metazoa; Arthropoda; Arachnida; Sarcoptiformes; Oppiidae
Source: the annotation of a GenBank genome assembly
AUUUUUAACAACAGUUUUAAUUCCAGAAACAAAUAUAUAAUUGAAAUUCAAAGCGAAUAAUAGUGUCUCGCAAUUGAAGUCGUCGUUGAAGUGGUUUUUUGGCAACAAAUUGUUUGUUGGGAUUAAAUGGUGUGAAAAUAAUAGAAAUAAUAAUGUGGUGUUUAAACCGCAACCGAAGUGUUAAAUUCAAGUUAAUUAAAACAGUGGUAAUCGUAUUGUUUGUGUUAUCGGGCACUCAAUUCUUCAAUAUAUCGCUAACGUUCACGAGAGGCGUCUGGAGAGCGCUUCUCGGCGAAGACCGCAUACCAGAGCCGGUGCCCAAAAAGAAGUCAUUCUUCGGCAUCGAUGUCAUCAACUUUGAUAAGACAGGACCGGAGGGAGAGAUCCCAAACUACAUAAUCCGCGGAGCGAUGGCCGGCAUUCUGGCCAUCGCUCUGGCGGUGAUCGGACUGACGGGCAUUUGUAACGACAGUUUUUAUUUGGUGUCGGCGUUCACUAUAACGAUGACCACAAUUGUGGUAUUGAGCGGUACUCUAGUCAUGAUAUAUGGCUCCAGAUAUGACGCUAACCUACCGAUCAUAGUCUGCGCCUCCAUUUGUAUCGUUAUGAUUGUGUUUGCGGUUGUCAUCAGAAGAGCCAAACUCUUGUCCUAUUAA